UAGUAGUAAAAUAGUAUUAUUACUUUCUUUGGCUGGUAUCGUGAAAUUCACUAUGAAUUAUUACGGUACAACAAUGGCACUGUCCAUGGUUCUGGAUAAUGAUGUUAUUCAGGCUGACAAUGUGAAGACUAUAUUACGAUUGGUUAUUACUUGGAUAACACCGAUCGAUGCUCAAGCUUCGUCCCUUCAUAAAAGGCAUAAUGACGAAGCUUACAAGGUCAAGGUUGACCAGGGUUUUGGCUCGAGAUACGUAGUUGGUCGUAGACAGUCUACCAGAGAAGAGCAACUUCCGCCAGAGUAUUACCUCCCGGCCAACCCGUAUACUGCUGAUUCGCCAAACGCACAAAUGUUUGAAAUCCUUGUGAUCAAAAUUGAUAAGCUCACAAAUCUAGUCAAAAUGAUUCUGAUUCGAAAUUUCGAUAAGGAUGGAAAUGGGGUACGAAAAGAACCUCAUCCAGGAUAUAAUGAUAUGUGGUGGGGGGAACAUGACGGUAAUGUAAACUCCAACAGGAAGAAUCUUGUCCAAUACGCGGCUAACGAUAUGCUUCGUAGACAAAUUCCCUAUGAGGAGGAUGAUGUUUCUGUGGUAAAAGAAUCCAGGCUUGCGAAUGAGGAGGAAACGUGAACAGUAUGUGAUUGCAAGAAAUGAUCUCGGACAAUGGAUAAAGCAAAAGUGCAUACAAAAUGUGCAUCAGGCUGCAAGUUAAUGGCCAUUUACUUUUGUAAUAAAAAAAAUUAUAAAAAAAAAAUAUUCCAUUCUAUUCGCAAUCGUGCGUAUCCACGUAUUACGUCAAUCCGUUCCUUUUGGUUUAAAUAAAAAAAAAAAAAUGCUUCCUGAUUCCUACAAA
Cephus cinctus (wheat stem sawfly) is the source of this 848-nucleotide messenger RNA. RefSeq lists its product as uncharacterized. The transcript has 5 exons. The coding region runs from base 53 to 625 and encodes 190 amino acids. Lineage: Eukaryota; Metazoa; Arthropoda; Insecta; Hymenoptera; Cephidae. The record is from RefSeq and is a predicted model, not a curated record.